Carassius gibelio (silver crucian carp) is the source of this 2620-nucleotide messenger RNA. It is a transcript of the gene plekha2, whose product is annotated as pleckstrin homology domain containing A2. NCBI's taxonomy places the organism in Eukaryota, Metazoa, Chordata, Actinopteri, Cypriniformes, Cyprinidae. Gene Ontology annotation, cellular component: cytoplasm; membrane. The transcript is spliced from 12 exons. Bases 319 to 1491 code for a protein of 390 amino acids. The record is from RefSeq and is a predicted model, not a curated record. Gene Ontology annotation, molecular function: PDZ domain binding.
CUCUUGUCAAACCCUCGCCCACUGCGUCGUCUGACAUGGCAUCUGCUGGGUUCCGCUUUCCGCAUGUGAAAAAAUAAAUAAAGAUCCAUUACCGGAUGCGUUUAGUUUUGGUUUUAACUCAACUUGCUGUCAACCCGGAAAGAGGCUGCGCUCGAGGCACGGGGCUCGGCUUUCGGCGCGGAACUUUCAUCUGUUUUGGCGGAUAAAUGAACGCAUGUUGUCCGUGUAUUGUGUCCUGAGAGAGCGCUGAAUAACACACACACAUCAGAACGUGGAUGAGUCACCAGACUUUGGGACUUUGGAAGUGAAAUCUGGGACAUGCCUUACCUGGACAGACAAAAUCGGACCUGUGGAUUCCUGGAUAUUGAGGAAAAUGAGAACAGUGAUAAGUUUUAUCGGCGUUAUUUUAUCUUGGAUACUCAUGAGAAUUUUCUCCUCUGGUAUAUGGACAAUCCACAGAACUUACCUCCGGGAACAAAGUUUGUUGGAAAUUUACGACUCAGUUACAUUUCAAAGGUUAAUGAAGUAUCAGUAAAGCAGAAACCAAAAGCAGAAUUCUGCUUUGUAAUAAAUGCAUUGUCCAGACGGUACUUUCUGCAGGCCAAUGAUGCUAUGGAUUUGAAGGAAUGGGUCAUUGCUCUGAAUAAUGCCACCAAAAUUACAGUUCCAAAAGCAUCACCAGUGACCCAAAGCUCUGAUGCCACAAAUGUUUCAAACCCAACUCAGUCAACAUCUCGACAGGCGUAUAAAACAGCAAUUGUGGGAGGUGUGGUUGUGCACACACCAGUCCAGCAGAGCGAUAAUGAGGAUGUCUUCACGAGUGAACUAGGAUCACACGUCACUUUAAGGAGAUGUCAGAGUGUGCGUCCAAAUGUCUCGAGGUCUGGCUAUUGUGUCAAGCAAGGCAAUGUGAGGAAAAGCUGGAAGAGGAGGUAUUUUAUUCUAGAUGACCAAACUGUGAGCUACUAUAAAUCUGAAACGGAUAAGGAGCCAUUACGCAGUAUUCGACUGCAGGAUGUGCUGAAAGUUAAUGAGUGUCUUGUGAAAUCAGGAGAUCUGCUGUCUCGUGAUAACCUUUUUGAAAUCAUCACCAGUACCAGAACCUUCUACAUCCAGACAGACACCCCAGAAGACAUGAAGGGCUGGAUCAAGGAUAUCUCCUCAAAAAUUCAAGACUUCAGAGGACCGUCUAAGUUGCGCUGUUCCGGAAAAGUCUUUUCUGUGCAAAGGAAACCUCAGCUUGUGAAGUCCUGCUCCACUGUAGAUUCGUGGCAGCCCUGGACCCCGGUGCCCAACCAGGAGAAGCAUUUGAAGGAAGAGGGUCAGAGAGAAGGGCCGUACAGCUCUCUUCCCUCACUCUCACACAUGAGCCACAUCUUUCAGUCAUCGACUCGACAAACUCGACAACGACACCAUUCCCAGCCUCAGCUCGCUCCCAGCGACACAGACUUUCCUGACAGUCUUGACCAUCUCCGCUCCACUGAUGUUUAGUUUGCUUUAAUGGAUACUGCUGGCCAGCACAUGGAUAGUGUUAUGAUUUUAGCUUUUUGAUUGUUGCUUUUCUUGUUUAGUGGAGUGCACACAAGAGCUUCAGUCAUUGCAAUGCUGCUCACUCACUCUAAAGGAAUAGUUCCUAAUUAGUACCCAAAACUUCUGUCAUUAUUUACUCAAUCACCUAUCAAACUCCAACAAGCAAUGUAUGGCAAGAAUUGUGUACCGAUUCUUCAAGCAGUUGUACUUUUGUCUUUCUACAGAAAAAAAAAAACAAUACUUUUGGAACAAUAACAUACAAACAAAAAAAAAUAUGUAGAAGAGAACUGUAAUUUUGGCUGAACUAUUCCUUUACAAGAAUGUGUCUUUUUAUGUAUGAAGGAAUGUAAAAUGAGGAAGGAUGAUUUGGUGAAAAGACAUUUCAUGUGUUGUAUUGCCUUAGUUAAUUUCCCGUGACAUAAAGUGGGGUCUAAAAGUCUGAGACAACUUGUGAAAUGCUUUUUAUAUCAUAUAAUAUGUGUAUAAUUAUAUUUUCAGCACAACAAAAUAUGAGUGAAUAGUUAUAAAACUAAUAAGAUUCUUAGUAUUUGGUAGAUCUAUCUUUUGCUUUAAUGACAAACAUGUUAUACAGCAUGAUUUAAAAAUGUCAUUUAAAGAGCAUCUUGUGCACUGCAAUUAAUAUUUUGCUUUGUUUUACAUCGUAACUUUUUUUUAUUUUAUUUUUAAUGUGAGAUAUUUAAAUUUCAAGAUUUAAAAAACCUAAAUUUUCAAUGUGGUCUCAGACUUUUGGACCCACUUGUACACUUGAAAAUAUUGUUGGUACGUGUAGUAGACUUCAGUCAAGGCAUGUAGACUUAUUUUGAAGACAUUUUGUUCAAUAUCACUAAUGAAGGCGCUUGAAUGAUUAGGUAAACUUUGACUAGACAUUUUCAUGACUGAAAACAUUUUAAUAGCCUCUUGAUUGCUUUGAAAUGCCUGAAAAUGUUAAUAGACAUUUCUUUUGUUGCUGUGAAUGGUACUACAAGUAGGUAAUGUUCCUGUUGCUUUUUUACAUAUAUAUAUAUGCGUCAUUGUUAGAUAUGCAUCAUCGCUUUGCACAUGAAAUAAACCAGUCCUUGAAAAAGAAAAA